AUUUAAUCAAAGCUCUGCUCUGGGAGUAAAAGAAUCCAAAUUCUCUCCAGACAAGAAUUCCAACUUUUAAGUAGCUCAUGAAAGAGAGGAAAAAAAUGAGAUGAAAACUCUAAUAUUUUUUGGUGGGUUAUUUGAAAUAAUGAUGGAUACAGAAGCUAGGACUACACAGGACUCAAAAUUCACAAAUUUCACCUCAAACCUGUAUAUUUUAGAGAACACAUUCCAUCUCCUGAACAAGAAGGAUCCUUGCUCACAUGAAAUUUCACAGUGUGAAAAUCUGGCUCUCUUGUUUUUUCCUCCAAAUCGUGAGGGUUUAUUCAUAAAGGAGAAGCCUUGUCUGCCUGCAGCCACGGAGAGCAGGUUCAGCCCAUGGCCUCACAUUUAGCGCUGCUUUUCCACGUCAUGUGCAGGCCUGCUCCUCAGCACCUGCUUUUUGGGCAUAGCUUUGGAUGCUGUGAGGGCUUUUUCAGUGUCCAGGAGGACAAAUGUCACCUUUGAGGUAAUUUUUUACCACAGCAAGUGUUUGCUACCAAUUUUUUGGCGCCUCGUUUUCUGAGGGGGAGAGCCUUGGAGUUUGGAUGACAGGUCAGAGUCCUUGAGUUCCCUUCUCCUCCAAAACCUCUUUUCCAAGGAAAGGAGCAUAGGAAUAGCUGCAUGGCCUCUCAAAAAGCCUUUUCUUUCAAUCCAUCUUAUAAAAAAUACAAGGGGAUGUGGUGUUUCCAUUGCUUGCUCCCUGUAAUAUCCUGUGAGAGACCAGUGAGAGCAGUGGCUGGGCCUGACUCAGCCUUGCCUGGUUAAACUCAUUCCUUUGCUUCCCUCAGCAGCUCCCAAAAGCCUUUCAUGCCUUUUCCAACGGGAAAUUUGAUUUCACUGUGUCUCUGAUAUAAUCCCUAAAGGAUAACCCUCCAGGUGGCUCAUGGAACACCUAAAGAACAUCCCAUACUAGAAGAACAAAGCAUUCCAACCAGUUAAGCUGUGGAAUGGGAUGCAGGAGGAGGAAGACCCCAAAAGAAAGGAUGGGUUGUGAUGAAAUGUGGAUCCAGCCACUCCAGGUGAAUCAAGGCAGUUAGAAUAAUGUGAUUUCCAGCUGGGUAAGAGCCUGUUAGUGCAAAGAACUGCAAAGGAAGUGCUUCUCAGGAGGUGCAGUGAAAGACACACAAGUUGUGUCUAAAUGUUACAGAAGAAGCUUCUGAGGAAGGAUGCCUUUGUGGCAUUCCAUGUCGACAAGGUGCUGGUGAGCAAGUACUUGAAGCCACUGCAGAUUGGGGAGCUGGCACCAGACCAACCCAGCAUUGAGCCCACUAAAAAUGAAAUGCUGGUGAAAGAUUUCCGGGAAUUGCGCGCUACAGUUGAGAGAAUGGGACUGCUGAAGCCAAACCAACUCUUCUUCUUCCUGCUCCUGGCUCACAUCCUGCUCUUGGAUACAGCUGCCUGGCUCAUCCUCUUCUACUUUGGGACAUCCUUACUGCCCUUCAUUUUCUCCCUGUUGCUGCUGACCAUUUCCCAGGUCCAGGCUUCCUGGUUACAGCAUGAUUUAGGACACCUCUCAGUAUUCAGGAAAACCAAGUGGAACCACUUGCUACACAAGUUUGUGAUGUGCCAUUUGAUUGGGGCCUCGGCCAAGUGGUGGACUCUCCUGCACUCCCAGCACCAUGCCAAACCCAACUGCUUCCACAAGGACCCUGACAUUGAUAUGCACCCUUUCCUCUUCACUUUGGGGAAGAAAUUCUCUGUGGAGCUUGGGAUCAAAAAGAAAAAAUACAUGCCCUACAACCACCAACACAAAUACUUCUUCAUCACUCUACCUCCCCUCCUGUUCCCCACCUACUUCCACUGCCACACAUUCUACAUUGCCUACACAAAGAAGUACUGGGUGGACUUGGCCUGGAUGCUGACCUUCUACAUCAGAUUCUUUUAUACUUAUGGAUCUUUAUUAGAAACAAAAAGUCUCCUGGCAUAUUAUUUUAUAUUCAGGAUGCUGGAGAGCAGCUGGUUUGUCUGGGUCUCACAGAUGAACCACAUCCCAAUGGAUAUUGACUACGACAAGAAUUUGGACUGGGUGUCUACUCAGCUCCAAGCAACCUGCAAUGUGGAGCAGUCACUCUUCAAUGACUGGUUCACAGGGCACCUCAAUUUCCAGAUUGAGCAUCACCUGUUCCCCUCCAUGCCACGACACAACUACUGGAAGGUGGCCCCUCUGGUGAAGUCCCUGUGUGCCAAGCAUGGCAUUGAGUACCAGUGCAAGCCUCUGCUCACAGCCUUCGCAGACAUCGUGCAGUCCCUGAAAACCUCGGGAGAGCUCUGGCACGAUGCCUACCUGCACAAAUAAAGGACAAACCUUGGUGCUACCAUUCAGAGCCUGCCACAGCUGCAUUCCCAGCAAGCUGAGGGGCAGGGAUCACAAGGGACUCUCUGGCAGAACUAAGUGAGUAAGGACUGAGGGAUAAAAUUCCAGUAGAGAUGAAGCUGCCUGAAUUUUUCUUCUGGUUUUUCCUAGGGUUAUGGUUCAGAUAUGUUAAGAGUGGGCAGGGCAAGCAGAAGGUGAAUUGUUAGGAGAGGAAGGAGCUCUUUGCUGACUGAGUCUGAGCAUUUCUGAGCCUGGGCACAGGCUCAAGUCAGAUCAUGGACUGGUGGAGCUGCACACACUUAACUUCAUGUCAGAGGCCGCUGAUCAUGGUGGGGUUUUUUUGUUUGGUUGGUUUGUUUUUUUUUUUUUUUUUUUGUUUUGUUUUGUUUUCCUCAUGUGGAGGGUUUAAUGCUUGAUACAGCAUUUGCUUACUUGAAUUUGAAAUUGUCAAGGAUUUUGGAUUAACAUGGUGUUCCAGCAAUGUGUUUAAAGUACAAUAAAUUAGGAUAAACUACAAACAACACUUAGACUGUAGCAAGUGCACAUGCAGUGAAUAAAAAUAUAAAUGUGUUUCCA
Messenger RNA from Vidua chalybeata, 2923 nucleotides. RefSeq names its product acyl-CoA (8-3)-desaturase-like. Lineage: Eukaryota; Metazoa; Chordata; Aves; Passeriformes; Viduidae. The transcript has 15 exons. Gene Ontology annotation, molecular function: oxidoreductase activity, acting on paired donors, with oxidation of a pair of donors resulting in the reduction of molecular oxygen to two molecules of water. Gene Ontology annotation, biological process: lipid metabolic process. The record is from RefSeq and is a predicted model, not a curated record. Bases 1172 to 2329 code for a protein of 385 amino acids. Gene Ontology annotation, cellular component: membrane.